Messenger RNA from Nelumbo nucifera (sacred lotus), 2744 nucleotides. NCBI's taxonomy places the organism in Eukaryota, Viridiplantae, Streptophyta, Magnoliopsida, Proteales, Nelumbonaceae. The record is from RefSeq and is a predicted model, not a curated record.
UCUUUCAAACCAAACACAGUCUAAAGUCCUAGGGGAGAGGCCCCAAAUUCAAAACAAUAAGUCUGUCCUCGUUUCUUUGUGCCUCAUUUGUUAGCCAGUUCAUAGCUUGAUUUGCUUUGCAAAAAGCAUGGUUGUAGUUGACUCCAGAGUCCUGCCUCGCACAUCUUCUUUAUUUCCAGGGAAUCACCAAUUAGGUUCUUCAAUCUCCAGGGCAGGUAGUUUAAGCUAAGACCAUAGCUGUUUAAGGAGUCUUGCUCUCCGAAGCUCUGCAUUUUUUCUCUCACCCUUUUUGAUGGGCUUCCUGACUCUCCAAAAUCAUGUCCUCUGUUGGGCAUAGCACGAAGGAGUGGAAAUCAAAAUGGCAGCUAAAGAUCCUCCUCUAAGCAUUGAAGAAAAAUGCAAGUUAUGUUUUUACGGAAAGCUAAUCACUGAUAAACCAGUCAAUGCCUUUAGGGUGGUGGAAAGAGUUAAAAAUAUGUGGAAAAAAAGGUAAACAACUAUGAUGUUAGGAGGCUGAACGAAGAUGUUCUUUUUAUCAUUUUUAGCCGGGAAAAGGACUGUAAACGGGUUCUCAAGAAUCAGCCAUGGCUGUUCAAAGAUUACCCUUUACUGCUGCAGAGUUGGGUCCCUGAUCAGAAGCCAAGUAAAAUGGUGUUCGAGCUGAUGGACAUUCAGGUGCGUAUAUUAGACUUACCACCAGAAAUCAUGACUAGGGCUUAUGGGGAGCAGUUGGCUAAGCAAGUUGGAGUGCCAGUACCACUUGAUGAGGAUGAUAUUCCAGACAAGAACGCACCGGAAUGGAAUGGAUUUUUGAGAGUUAAAGUCAUUGUAAAUGUAAAUGAGCCUCUAGUUAAAGGAAUUGUUAGGCGUAGAAGGGAUGGAGUGGAGGAAUGGCACCAAGUUCAAUAUGAACGCCUCCCCAUUUUUUGCUAUGAAUGUGGAAGAAUUGGACAUGAGUCGGCGACUUGUGUAUUUGGUUCAGAAAGAGAUCCAAUGGAUGAACUUGCUGAGAAGUUUGCUGCGCAAGCUGUGAAAGAAGGUGGCAUCCCAAUGGACUACGGGCCCUGGCUCCGGGCUUGGGAUGAUCUUGAGGAGGCCAAGCUCUUGAACAGAGGAACUGUGGUGUUGAGUAAAGGCAAAAGCAAGCAGCCAGUUCACGUUGAAGGGAAUGGCAGUCCUGGGGAGAUGAAAAUGCAACCCAGUAGUGAAACGGGCCAUGGAAAACAUCUAGUAAGCUCAAAUGUUCCGGGAUUAUGUGCAUAAAUGUCUUCUUGUAGUAGUUUCCAUUCCAGUUCCAAUGAAGUCGCGGCAAGAAAUCUAAGAGAAAAUACUCUGAGUAGCGGGAACUUCAAUAUGGUUUUCUCGCCGGUGGAAUUUUUCAGGCAUAAUGAGCAAUCCAGAAAUGGGCAUGUCAACAUGGUUAGAACCCAGAUGGCGGGUGGAUCAAGCUUUUCCAAAAUAGGUAGUGUUAAUUAGCUGUCGAGAAAAGAAAACUUUCAGAUAAUACACAAGAGGAAAUCUUCGGGAGUAAUAAUCGAGGAAAUUUCUGUGCAGCAAGUAAGCCCUGAAGACAGACAUUUUGUUUCUCAUAUUGGUAAGAACUCAGAGCAAUGGUGCAACUCCCUAGGGGUCUCUACUAUUGAGCGUGAGUUGGAAGUAAACUCGCAGGAAAAUGAAAGAAACUGUAAGCUAAAACGUCCCAUGUCAGAAUACAAUGGUGCGGGUUUCGGGGUGGGUUUUGUUGAAUCCAGGAAUAACUUAGUGCCAGUUUUCAAAAAACCAAAGUUUGAAUCUGCGAAGCUUUCUGCCAUCUUUGGGAGCAACCGCGAAGAAGUGGGGGAACUCUGUCAAAUGCGGAUUAGCACUGGCACUACGCUUCCUGUUCCAAAGAUGAUAGUUUCAUUUUCACUAAAGUUGAUCCAGUGGAAGGCCAGAGGGUUUUGGAGGCAAUUAGAAAUUAUGAACAAACUUCAGGACAACAGGGUUCUGAAUCAGCUCCAAGAACUUCUGAAGAUGGAAGCUACUUCAUCACAAACACAACCCCUUCUAAUGGGGAGGCUGUCUUUUCUGUUCUUUGGACUCCUCAAGCUGAUUCUUUGAAAUUAAAUGUGGACGGAGCUUUUUUGGCAGUUAAUUCAGCAGCUUUUGGUUUAGUUAUCAGAGAUCAAGGAGGUCUUUUUGUGGCGGCUAAGUGUGGCAAAGCAUCAGCUGUUUCAGCCCUCCAAUCAGAGGCUCUAACUGUCCUAAAUGGUCUAUUGUUUGCUCAAGAUUUGCAGUUUAAGAAGGUGAUUAUUGAAAGUGACAACAAGUCUCUGAUUAACUGGCUCAAAAAGAAAGAGAUUAACUGUCCUACAGAGAUUUCUGCCAUAGUUCAAGACUGCUUAAAAGUUGCUAGCUUUUCUGAAGUCUCCUCCUUUGUAAAGAGGUUGGAAAACAAAACUGCCCAUGUUGCAGCUCAAAGAGGUCUUCUGGGACCAGAGCAAUGGCUGGAUGCUGCUCCUUUUUGGUUGGCUGGUGCUCUUGCUGAUUGGUCUAGUGGUUAACUGUGUUUUUUCUAGUUUUCAGUAGGAGGUAGCUUUGCUGGUUUUUUAUGUUUCAUGUGUUUCUGCUGUUUGUUUCUCUGUGUUGUGUUUUUGUAUUUCUGCUGUUGUUCUCUGGCUUCAGCCUUGCUUUCUAAAUGAAAUAUGUUUAUUACCAAAAAUAAAAAAACUUCAAGGCGGGUCCAGAAUCUACUACAAAGCAAG